UUAUAAAAUCUCAACGUCUUCUCCACUGGGUAACUUGGGAUGGGCUUUGAUGCAGAGAUACAACUUUGUUGAAGCUGAAGAAGCGUACAGGAGAGCUUUGUCUAUCGCACCGGACAACAACAAGAUGUGCAAUAUCGGUAUCUGUCUUAUGAAGCAAGGCAGGAUCGAUGAAGCUAAAGAGACGUUAAGACGUGUGAAGCCAGCGGUGGUGGAUGGUCCUAGAGGAGUGGAUUCUCACCUAAAGGCUUACGAGAGAGCGCAACAGAUGCUCAGUGAUAUUGGUUCUGAAACGAUGAGAAGAGGAGGGGGUGAUAGAGUUGAGCAGAGGAGGCUUUUCGACGCGAUGUUUGAGUUUUCCUCUGUAUGGCAGCCUCAGCCUUGUAGAGAAGAGAGCGUGAAGCCCAAGGAAAAGCCGGAUGGAUAUGGUGACGAGAACGUGAAGACAAAUGCAAAUGUAGUAGUAAAUCCAUUAAGGGUCGAUGCAAAAUCAUUCGGGUCUUCCUCCUCUAUAUGGCAGCAGCAGCCUCAGCCUUUUAACGUGAACCCAAGGCAAAGCUAGAUUUGAACAACGAUGGAUACAAUGACGAAAACGUGAAGACGACGAAUGUGAAUGUUGUAAACAACCCAUUAAGGGUGGAUGCAAAACCAUUCGUCUCUUCGAAGAUGAUCAGCAAAAACGAGAAGCUCAAGAGAACGAGAUCUUCUAGCCAAACAACAAUGGGAAUGUUGAGUUGUAGUGGUGGUGAGGGAGAGACAAACGCUAAGAGAUGAUUGUCAACGGAGAAGAAAGCAAUAGAGUGUGUAUUUCCAGACAACAAGGAGUUUGAAGAAGCGAUGAUCAUGGCUGUUUUGGGGAUAGAGACGAAAGUGGUCGACAAGAAGAGGCUAAAAGUUUUUCAGGACAUCACUUUGUCCUGUCUAAGCCCAAGAGCCUGAUGAGUUAUCUCAAUCAGAAUCUCUAACCAAUCUAUUUUCUAAUUUAUCAGUUUUCUAAGUAAAGUUGGGGGUGGGUACUUGGUGAUGCCAAAAAAAAAGGAGAUGAGCUCUUAAUCUCCUUGGUGAUUUAAAUUUAAUGUUUUUAUCAGCUUAUAAAGUUGCUACAUUUUUUGUUUAUUCUUCUUCACAAUUAAUGCCAUUGACCAAUAAUGAAGGUUGAAAGUUA
This is a messenger RNA of Brassica napus (rape), 1162 nucleotides long. Its product is annotated as protein POLLENLESS 3-LIKE 2-like. Lineage: Eukaryota; Viridiplantae; Streptophyta; Magnoliopsida; Brassicales; Brassicaceae. The record is from RefSeq and is a predicted model, not a curated record. Gene Ontology annotation, molecular function: protein binding. The transcript has a single exon. The coding region runs from base 50 to 559 and encodes 169 amino acids.